AUGCUAGAUGGAAUUAGAAAGGUCUUAGAUGGUACGCGCCGGUCACUUUUGGCCUGGGUGUAUGCGGAUACGCCUGCCAGCGAUACCUCGGAAUACGAUUCUGGCAGUAGUCAAGCGCGCAACAUUUUUCACUGCUCGUGCAGGGACGACGAAGGAGCUAUGCACGGUGAAAUGGGUGUUUUGAAGAAGCGACUCCAUUCCGAUGACAUUAAUGUGCCACAGAAGCGGAGCAGACCAGCCGGACAGGGCUCCGGCUUUCCGGAAGCUCUUCCGCAGAAGGUCGCGCAAACGAAAGAAGCGGCACUCGUGGAGAAGAUAGACCGCUUGAUUGCGCCCGCUUCGCAGCUGAAGCUCGAGAAAGAUCCAUUUAACUGGGAUAGCCCGAUAACAACACCCUCCGCAGACCGGCCAUCUGAUGCCCCUGAGAGACAUUUCCAAUACGGAACGGCAUUCUACCGUAGGCGCCGAAGAUUUCAGAGCUUGCCUCGAGCUGGCGCGCAGCGGUCGUUGUUAGCAGACCCCGCGGAUGAGAUUUCAUACUUGAGGAUGGUCUUCAAUGGCGAAUAUAAGCCACUAAAAAUGAUACAGGAAGAGCGUAAACAGCAGCUGAGACUUUUGCAAAUGGAUAGUCGGGACACUGGUUUGAAACGCUCGAUCCUUAACUUGACUGAACGGAUUAGAAGCGUACUGAUUGAUACAAGGCAAUCUCAAAAUCAGGAUGCAGACGUAAUGAUUGUUAAAGAGCGCAUUAUCGACCCGCUCUCGCUGAAGCGAAAGGCGUUUUAUGCCCAGAAGCUGAAGUUUGACAGGUCAAUUCUAUCUUUUGAGGACGAGUUCAAGAGUUACAAAAAGCUUCUAGAGGAACGCAAGAAGAUCCAGGAUGAAAUAAGGAAACAGCAACGCGGGGCUGUACUUGUACCCAUGCUGACUGACUCUGAUAUGAAGGAUAUCCAGCUUACACUAGCAAGAACAGAUAAGGGCGUGCUGAAUAAUAAAAAUAAUUUUGAAGUGACUGUUCGCGACUUCAAAACGCUUGCUCCGCGCAGAUGGUUAAAUGAUACCAUUAUUGAGUAUUUCAUGAAGCAGAUAGAACUCAAGUACGCCCAUACUGUGGCUUUUAACUCAUUUUUUUACUCUACCUUAUCUGAGCGCGGUUACCAAGGCGUAAGGCGAUGGAUGAAGAGAAAGAAGGUCAAAAUUCAAGACCUCCACAAGAUAUUCGUUCCAAUAAACUUGGAUCAGUCACACUGGGCACUAGGUAUCAUUGAUCUUACGAAGAAGAAAGUCAUGUAUGCAGACUCUUUGACGAGCAGAGCGAAUUCGAUGAGCUUCGCCAUUAUGAAAGACCUACAGAACUACGUGAUAGAAGAAAGCGGAGGCUCUAUGGGAAAGGAUUUUGAGCUAGAACAUAUUGCUUGUCCGCAGCAACCAAAUGGAUUCGACUGCGGGGUAUACGUAUGCACCAAUGCUCUCUAUCUAAGUGAGGACCAGGCACUGGCAUUUGACCAUCAAGAUGCGGCUAGAAUGAGGAAUUAUAUAGGGCACAUGAUCCUCAGCGAGGGAAAGAAAUAA
This is a messenger RNA of Eremothecium gossypii ATCC 10895, 1572 nucleotides long. RefSeq names its product SUMO protease ULP1 (gene ULP1). The transcript has a single exon. Bases 1 to 1572 code for a protein of 523 amino acids. The record is from RefSeq and is marked provisional. Gene Ontology annotation, biological process: proteolysis. Gene Ontology annotation, molecular function: cysteine-type peptidase activity. NCBI's taxonomy places the organism in Eukaryota, Fungi, Ascomycota, Saccharomycetes, Saccharomycetales, Saccharomycetaceae.